AUGCUGCCGGCUCAGAUGCCGGGCCAAAGAUGGUUCAGUGGCUCCGCCACCAAGCAGACAGACCUGCUAGCGGAUGGACCGAACAAGAAGUCCCGACUGCUUGAUCUUAUUCAGCUUCCAGAAUCCCUGGACGAUGCUAUGCUGCAACCAGCCAGCACCGCGACGCAGCAAACACUGCCAGCUGACGAAGCGCAACGCCAACUGGGGACCUUGCAGCUAGGCUCUGGCGACGAGCCUGCGUCACCUAAACCGACUGAUGUCUCUCGGGCUAUCCAAAUUGAUGCAGCUGCACCUACCUUGGUUAAGGCUGCAACGGACACGAUGGUGGUGGACAAUCCAAGUUCCACACCUCACUUGGUUGCUACCACGGUAACCCCAUCGGGGCAAGGGACAACAGCAGCGACAGACGUACUUCUCGAUGCAGAACAAGCUAAAGCGGAGGCGGCAACAGGCGCAUAUAAGCCUGAUGGACCCCUCUUGCCAGAGACCUCUCCGGAGCCAGGACCCUCUGAUGCAGCGGUGGCUGUGGUCAGCGGUGAUGCUGCCGUGGACAGCAGCGCGCAAGAGGGUCAGGGCGGCGACGAAGGCGAGGGGGAGGUGGCCAGUCGCCAAGUGGAGAGUGCAGCGCCGGUGUGCGGCAACGGAGCCGGCGAGGGUCGCGCCGGGGGCUACGAGGUCUUCAUCGGCGGGCUCCCGCCAGACGCGCGCGAGGAGGACGUGCGGGGAGGCUUGUCAGAGAUGGCGCAGAGCGAGGUGCUUUCAGUGCGGCUGCAGAUGACCCGCGGGACAUCCAUAUGCAAAGGCUACGGUUUCGCCACCUUUGCUGAUGAGGCCGCGGCGCAGCGUGCUGCGUCCGCGGCGGCUGGCGGUGCGCGGUUGUGCGGCCAACGCGUGGGGCUGCACGCCUCCAAGCGGCCGUUCCGCGCCGUACUAGCUACGGCUCAGGCAGCGGGGACGCAGCCGCCUCUGCCGCUAAGCCCUGAUUCGGAUGCAUCCAUCAACGAGCUUCUGCGUGUGCUGAGGGAGCAUCCGGACCGGCGGGCGGCUCGGUUAACAUGGGCCUUGCCAUGGGCUCAUGGCAUGCGGUGCGCGUUGCGACUAAAGUGCGCGGCGCUGGUUGUACAGCGGGGUGCCAAGCGUGCCUAUCCGGCUUCAGCGGGAGCUGCCGCGCAAACCAGCGGCGGAGCCGCUGCCGCCGCGGUCCCCGCCGCUGCAACUGGUCCUCAACAGCGGCCGGUGGCGGAGGCUAAGCGGCAGGCUACAGCCGCAACCGUAGCGGCUGCAGCUGCUGCCGCGCCAGCGCCAGCGAGUGAACCAUGCGCCGCGGCUCCCCAGACAGGUGGUGGCAGCGGCCAAGGCGAAGUCAAUGAAGGCGGCGGCGCGCCCAAAGCGGAUGUUGCAGCUGUGCCCAAGGCAGAUGCUACGACUCCACGGACCGAUGCGCCGGCGGCAACCCCCGCUACCGAGCCGACCCCUACAGAGGAAGCGCCGGCAGCGCCGGCGGCUGUGCCAGCCAAGGGCGAGGAGGCCUCCAAGGCUGCCCCAGCCGGGAAGAAGCAGGUCCAAGCUGCGGCGCCGGGGCCGGCGUCAGCAACGGCGACUGGCAAGGGAGGGAAGAAGGGCACGCCGGGGGAGAAGGCCGCGGGCACGGCCGGCUCUAGCGGCGCUGGUCGCGCCGCCGCUGUUGCUGGUACAUCUGGCGGCGGCGCUUCUGCAGGUGGCGGCAGUAGCAAUGGCGGCGGCGGCGGUGGCUCUGCUCCGGGGGCCAUGUCCCCAGACCUGACGACAGCCCUGGCAGCUUAUCCCAAGAUCAACAAGCUGAUCAAUUCCCUCAAGGGAACCCCUCGUCCCAAGACACCCCUCAUGAUUCUGCACGAGUACGCUUCCAAGAUGUCGUACGAGGUGACGAAUCAUGAGACGAGCGAUGGGCCCUCGGGUCCAUACACCGUGGAGACCCGCAUGCUGUCGGGAGGCAAUCGGGGUACCACCAUUGCGACGGCUUCCGGCAAGGCCCGGACCAAGAAGGACGCCAAGCAAGUGUCCGCCGCGGCCGUCCUGGAGAAGCUGCUUGAUGGGCCACGUGGUGUGUCUCCACAAGACUUGCUGCCACUGCCCAAGCCGGCGGCGGCCGCGCCGGCUGCUGCACGAGGGCCCGGUCGAAGGGCAGAGCAGGAGAGGGGCGGGGGCCGGAAGGGUCGUUCGGGGGCCGGACCUGGUGCCGGGGGAGGCGGCCCGCCGCAGCCGCAACAUGCGCAUAUCCACCACCGCGACGCGCUCAACAGAACCGGGCAGCUACCGCCGCCAUCGAUGAAGCCGCCGCCGCCGCCGCCACCACCGUCGUUUCAUGGCGGCCUUCGCAGCGGCGGACCGCCUUUUGGCGGCGGCGGCGGCGGAGGAGGAGGGCACCUCGGGCCCAUGUCCAGAGCGCCGUUCAGCGGUGGUGGUGGUGGUGGUGGGACGAGCUACAGUGCCGUGCAGCCAGGCCUUAUGCCUGCGAGCCACUCGGCAGCUUCGGGGUUCGGAGGACUUGGCCGCAAUGGCGGCGGCGACGGUGGAGGCCGUGGACAAUGGUCCGGAGGAGAUUCGUACGACGGUCCUGGAUACGGCAACCUUGGGUAUGGCAACAGCGGCGGCAGUGGUGGUGGCGGCGGUGGCUCGAUGGUGCAAUUGGGGCUGAGCAGCAGCGGCAGGGACAGCAACAGCCGGGGCGGUGGUGGGCUGGGUAUGGACUCGUACGGCGCACCAUCGUCGUACGACAUGGCAGCUGGCCAGAAACGGAACUACUCUACGGCAAUGCAGGUGCGGUUUGCGGAUUGGGAAGAGGCGGCAUACGGCUCUCCAGCCGCGUCUCAAGGUCUUCUCCCCGUAAACCCGCCACAACAGCCCGCUGCCGGUGCCGUGGGUGCCUUGAUGGGCGGCGGAGGGGUAGGCGUAGGCUUGGGUGGAGCCCAGGACCCGUUUGCCGCGCAGGCUGGCGGUGUCAGCCGGGGCGGGGGUCUUGGAGGCAGCGGCGCCAUUGGCUCAGGUACGGCAGCGCUGGCGCUGCAGCAUCAGUCGUUCAACCUGGGGCAGCCGGCGGUGCAGUCCAACAUCUACGGCAUGUCGUCGUCGUUCACACAGGGCCAGGCCCAGCAGCCCCAGCAGCAGCAAUACGGCAGUACGGGGAUGUACAGCGGGCUGUCCCAGUUGCAUGGACUUCUUCCUGUGCAUGUGGCCAUCUUGCGUCUUUUCGCGGGGAGGCAGUGCACAGCUCGAGAGUGGUACAUGUUCAUCUCAGACAAAGCAGGUGUAGGUUCGCUGCCCAGCCGAACCUUUGGAAGAGAUGCCGACACCGAGUGGUGGCUGGGAAAGAGGGGAUCGGCAGCAGUCCCGGCAGUCGUGCCAGAUGCGGACAUUAUGUCCUCUCAUCAGUGCGCCGCCGCGAUGUGCCGGACCAGGGUUACGCAGAGGAAAAUCGCACAACGAGCUCCCCGCAUUGCAGGGUGGGGCUGGGGCGAGGUCGGGUGUGCUGUGGUUGGAAUGCUGGACCUCGAUACGAUGCGGUGUUGGGGUGCCCCCGGGGAAAGUCAGACCUCAGGCAAAGCAGUGCGCGAUAGUGCCGGCGGUAGUGCCCGUGGAGUGAGACAAGCGCCUCCAAUCUCGCAAGCGAAGGGUCUCAAGCUGGCGGUGCUUCAGCGAACCGAGCAACUAGAUGGGAACCUAUCAGACAUGGCAGCAUAA
Molecule: messenger RNA, 3720 nt
Organism: Volvox carteri f. nagariensis
Lineage: Eukaryota; Viridiplantae; Chlorophyta; Chlorophyceae; Chlamydomonadales; Volvocaceae
Exons: 18
Coding region: 1-3720 (1239 amino acids)
Cellular component (GO): nucleus
Molecular function (GO): mRNA binding
Source: RefSeq, a predicted model, not a curated record